GCACCACCACCUGUUGGCUCCGUGUAGAUACAUUUGUGGCGCGAAUCCGGAGCCAUAUGGCAGCCUAAAUUGGCGCUAUCUGAGUUGUUCAAUUAGCCAAACGAGCGCUCGCCAUGUCGGAGAAGUCGAAUCGCGGCCAGAACCACUCCCGAUCGGAAUCGCAGGCGGCUGCCCAGCUAAAUGCCUCCGGCAGACGCAGCUCCACUCCGUCCGGGGCGAACGGCUCCUCCAAUCGCUGCCUGAUUGCCGUGAUUGUCUACCUGGCCCUGCUGCUAGAUAACAUGCUGCUAACCGUAAUUGUGCCCAUCCUGCCGGAUUACUUGGCCAGCCUGGAGCUGGAUUCCUCGUCUUUGCCGGUGGUGCUCAGUGUGGAGAAUACAUCGCUAUCAUCCUCGAAACUGGCCUAUCGAGCGGGGGAUUCAGCCGGCGGCGGACAUCCGCAGCUCUACAUCUCCAAGCAUCCCAUUCCGGGCAAAUCGAUGGUAAACUUCACCCUGCUCCAGCUGUCCACCGAAGCCACCACCACCACAGCGACCAGCACUUUGCCUCUGAAGCUGACUGAUGGCCAGUCGGGCGGCACUAAUGUCACUGGAAUUGGAAUUGGCAGUGGGAGUGGCAGUGGGAACAGGAGCAGGAACAGGAAGCUGGCCCCCGGCAGUCCACCCACCAACAAGGAGCUGACCUUGACGCAGGAGAACAGCUCCAUCGGCCUGCUGCUGGCCAUGAAGGCCCUUGUCCAAUUAAUUUUCAAUCCGAUUGUCGGCAACGCGUCCAGCAAGUUUGGCUACCGCCUUCCCAUUGUGGUGGGCACCUUCUUCCUGCUCCUCUCCUCGCUGGUGUUCAGCAUUGGCGAAUCCUAUUGGUCCCUGCUGGUGGCCCGGGCGGUGCAGGGCGUGGGAUCCGCUUGCAUCAACAUCUGCGGCAUGAGCCUGGUGGCCCAGCACUAUCCGGAGGAGGCUCGUCGCUCCAAGGUGAUGGGCAUCAUCCUGGGCAGCAUCGCACUGGGCGUGCUGCUCGGCUAUCCCUUCGGUGGAAUUCUGUACGACCUGAUGGGCAAGUCGGCACCGUUCAUCAUUCUGUCCACGCUGAUGUUCCUCAGUCUGGGCCUCCAGCUGCUGACCAUGGAUCUGUCAGUGCAGCCGGAGGUGGUGGUGGAGGAGUCACCCAAGUGGCGGCCCCUACUCCAGUGCAAGAUGAUCCUGGCCAUUGUGGCGGCCAUUUGGUUCUCCACAUCCACAAUGGCCAUGCUGGAGCCGUGCCUGCCCCUCUGGCUAAUCCAGUAUCUGAAGCCGAAUAAGUGGCAGCUGGGCACCGUCUUCAUUCCAGACUCCGUGGGCUAUUUUGUGGGCACAAACUUCUUCGGCAGCAUUGCCUAUAAGUAUGGUCAGGUUAAGGUGUCCUGCAUCAGUUUGCUGCUAGUGGGCGUGGCCUCCAUUCUGAUACCCAGUGCCACCACGGUUGCCCAACUAUUGAUGCCCCAUUUUGCCCUGGGUCUGGGCAUUGGAGUAAUCGAUGCGGCACUGGUUCCGCUUUUGGCCACUUUUGUGGAUGCCACACUUUCCCAAGAGGAUCACAGCGAGAGCAGUAGUUCCAUGUCCAGUUACGGAACAGUCUAUGCCAUCCAGCAGACUUCGGUUAGCCUGGCCUAUUGCUUAGCUCCCCUCAUUGGUGGUGAGUUGGCACAGACCUUUGGUUUCGCCUGGCUAAUGCGCAUCGUCGGCCUCUUCAACAUGAUCUAUGGUCCAAUACUGGUCUACUUGUACCAGAAAUACGAUCCAAAGGCCCUGAGAGAGCAGCACAAUGAUAUGCUGCUCCAAAGCAGCGGACGUGGAUCUCGAUAUAAACAGCUCUACAACUCCAUGGAUGUGGAAUAGGCUGCACUGCCCAGUUGUCCGAAUUAGGCGUUCCUUUGGCUCAUUAAAGCAAUAUAUUUGGAGCUGAU
Molecule: messenger RNA, 1942 nt
Organism: Drosophila takahashii
Lineage: Eukaryota; Metazoa; Arthropoda; Insecta; Diptera; Drosophilidae
Gene: prt
Product: putative mushroom body vesicular transporter portabella
Biological process (GO): aminergic neurotransmitter loading into synaptic vesicle; transmembrane transport
Cellular component (GO): synaptic vesicle membrane; terminal bouton
Molecular function (GO): serotonin:sodium:chloride symporter activity
Source: RefSeq, a predicted model, not a curated record